GCAAUAGGAGGUCGCACUGAGAUCUCACCUUUCCGUUAUGUAAGUCUCACUUUAUUUAAAUUAAUUGUUUAUUUUAAACAAGCUUUAUGAAAGAGCGCAACUUAGCCCAGUUUUUUUUUGUUCCCCCAAUUCAGUAACUGGAACGUCGGCAAGUAGAAGAACUGGACAAGCCAAUUUAGCUUAAAAUGAGUAUGAGUUUAAUUGACACCUUCAUUUACGCAUUUGCGCACGUGUGUUUAUUAAGUUGCAUAGCACAAACUGGUCAAACUCAGCGCCAGGGCAACACUGGAGCAGCAGCUCUCAGACAAACCAUACAAUGGCAGCACAAUGGCAAACUCUUUAGUAUAUUAAGUCAAGGUUCGGAAUAUCAGCCGCCGUUAAAACGAGACGGAAACAAAGAGCAGGCGCAAGCCAGACCGGUAGCCAUCGUCCGCAAUGAUGAUGCAGCAACGAGAACCGACAGCUCAGCGCCUUCACGAGCCUCCCAGAGCCGCGGGUCUGUGCGCGUGCCGUCAGGUACCGGUGCGCGCGGAGGCGCGUCGCGCUGGCUGUCAGGUGACGGAGCGCGCACCAGAGGAGUUCACGGGCGCAGAAACCACACAGACCCGCUGCGGUCAAUCAACGGCACCGACAGACCCGCGGGCGAUGAUGAAGUGAUGGUUGGUGAUGAUCCUUACAACCCCUACAAGUCUACUGACCCGGACAACCCAUAUUAUAAUUAUUACGACACGUAUGAGAGACCUCGUCCCGCACAACGCCCGGGAUAUGGCACUGGAUACUUCCAAAAUGGUUUGCCUGAUCUUGUGGGAGACCCAUACUACAUCCAAGCAUCCACCUACGUGCAGCGAGUCCCGAUGUACAACCUCAGAUGUGCCGCUGAGGAAAACUGCUUGGCAAGCUCUGCAUACAGGUCCAGCGUGAGAGACUACGACAUGCGUAUGUUGCUGAGGUUUCCACAGCGAGUCAAGAACCAAGGGACCUCAGACUUUCUUCCCAGUAGGCCUCGCUACACCUGGGAAUGGCACAGCUGCCAUCAGCACUACCACAGCAUGGACGAGUUCAGUCAUUAUGACCUGCUGGACGCAACCACUCACAGAAGAGUAGCAGAGGGACACAAGGCCAGUUUCUGCCUGGAGGACACGUCCUGUGACUAUGGUUACUACCGACGAUACGCCUGCACCUCCCACACUCAGGGUUUGAGUCCAGGUUGUUAUGACACGUACAAUGCUGACAUUGACUGCCAAUGGAUAGAUAUUACUGAUGUGAAACCAGGAAACUACAUCCUCAAAGUUAGUGUUAAUCCCAGUUACCAGGUGCCGGAGUCGGACUACAGUAACAAUGUUGUGCGAUGUGAUGUACGUUACACCGGAAACUACGCGUAUGUUUCUGGAUGCCAUAUAUCGCAAUAUUAAGUAUGUAGUGAAGGAUCCAAUAGAAAGAUCAACAGACAAGAGGUGAUUUAAGAUGAAAAAAUAGCAAAAACCGAGACAAAGUGAACAGAUGACUGGACUGUUUGAGAGAGCCAAUGAUCAGCAGGGCAUUCUAAUGUUGACUAUACCACACAAUAUGAAAUCCUGAAGCCUAAAUACAGUCUGUAAAUUGCAUUAUUCAUGUUUUUGUUUUUGCUAUGGAAGUUCUAAGCAAAAUGUAGUUAUUAUUGCCAGUUUGCAGGGAUACCACACAUUCCAAAUCAUUCGGCAUCAUUCUCUGUGACUAAAAAAAAUUAUGUUAACAAAAUGAAACCUUCAGAUGUUGAUUCACACUAUAGGGAUUUUUCCUUAAAACAUGCUUUAGUGUGCUAGAGCGUUGCUUUAGUUGUGUAUUCUAAGUAGAUAUUUAUAUACAGAUGCUCAUAUUACUGCAACACAUUUUAUAUAUGAAAUGAAAAUUACUUGAAUAAAUAACUUCACACUCAGCCUUA
Molecule: messenger RNA, 1921 nt
Organism: Danio rerio (zebrafish)
Lineage: Eukaryota; Metazoa; Chordata; Actinopteri; Cypriniformes; Danionidae
Gene: loxa
Product: lysyl oxidase a
Cellular component (GO): extracellular region
Molecular function (GO): copper ion binding; protein-lysine 6-oxidase activity; oxidoreductase activity, acting on the CH-NH2 group of donors, oxygen as acceptor
Source: RefSeq, marked provisional